Molecule: messenger RNA, 1194 nt
Organism: Phlebotomus papatasi
Lineage: Eukaryota; Metazoa; Arthropoda; Insecta; Diptera; Psychodidae
Product: enoyl-[acyl-carrier-protein] reductase, mitochondrial
Exons: 2
Coding region: 66-1148 (360 amino acids)
Biological process (GO): fatty acid metabolic process
Cellular component (GO): mitochondrion
Molecular function (GO): trans-2-enoyl-CoA reductase (NADPH) activity
Source: RefSeq, a predicted model, not a curated record
GGUUUGGCGGUAAAACUUCACUGUGGUCAACCAAACCAAAACAUUGCACAGCUGAUUGACGGAAAAUGAUAAACUUCCGUGUUUCUCGAAAAGUCCUGGGCAGUUUCUACACUGUCUCGAGGCAUAUGAGUGUCCUAGCCACAAGAUUAGUCUAUUCCGAAUUUGGUGAACCAGCAGAUGUGGUAAAAAGUGUGCAAGAAAAAUUGGAUUCCCCCAAAGGUCAUGAAGUGACUGUGAAGAUUCUAGCAGCUCCAAUAAAUCCAGCUGAUAUCAACACAAUUCAAGGAAAAUAUCCUGUAAAGCCACCACUUCCGGCUGUCGGAGGGAAUGAAUGUGUUGGUGAGAUUAUCGAAUUGGGAUCAAAUGUCAAGGACUUUUCUGUUGGAGAUCGGGUCAUUCCAUUUAAAACUGGCAUUGGAACGUGGUGUUCUCAUGCCAACUACUCCACCGAUGCACUUUUACGAGUUCCCAAUGAUCUGGGAAUUGCAGAAGCCUGUACAUUGACUGUAAAUCCUACGACAGCUUAUCGGAUGUUGAAGGACUUUGUGCUGCUAAAACCGGGAGACACGGUGCUUCAAAAUGGAGCUAAUAGUGCUGUGGGGCAAGCUGUAUUUCAGAUGUGCAAGAAAUGGGGCUUCAAGAGCGUGGGAAUUGUGAGGAAUCGUCCAGAAAUCGACGAUCUCAGAGCCUUCCUCAAGGAUCUUGGAGCUGAUUGGGUGAUCACUGAAGAAGAAGUUAGAACGACGGAUCUCUUCAAGUCUGGCCAGGCCAAAAAACCCAAGCUAGCUCUGAACUGUGUUGGUGGGAAGAGUGCUCUGGAAAUGCUAAGGCACGUAGCCGAUGGAGGAGUUGUUGUAACGUACGGAGGGAUGUCCAGAGAACCUGUAACUGUUCCCACGGGCCAUUUAAUCUUCAAGGACAUCUCCUUCAGAGGUUUCUGGAUGACUAGAUGGACCAGGGAGAAUAUUGAGAGCCCUCAGCGUGCAGAAAUGUUCAAUGAUCUUGUGAAAUUCAUCCAGGAAGGUGCCUUGCAAGGACCUCGGGCAAAAAUUGUCCCCGUGAGAGACUUCCGAGACGCCCUAGCGAAUGCUAUGGCUUUCCAGGGAUUUAUUGGACAGAAAUUCAUCCUAGACUUUACCCAAUUGUAGCAAGAAAAGUGAUAAAAAAUUUAAUAAAGAUGAGAUUUUACUUCAA